GGGCUGAUGGGAGUGGUAAACCUGUAGAUGGCUGUUAACGACUGCUGAUGACUGCAAUUGGUCCUGCGGGGGAAAAGCAAGGGCUGAGGCGCUAAAGAAAGCUUGAUCAUGCAUAAUGAGAUAAGAAUCCUAUGUCUUUGUUCAUCCCAGGUGGCUCCAUGGUUUUAAGCUUGGUAAUGAGUUCCAAUUCAGCAACUUCUCUUUCCAGUCUGUUCCUGAAAUUUUUCUGUAAUAAAACAGCUGCUUUGAGAUCUUGUAUAGAAUGUCCUGGGAGAUUGAAGUGUUCUCCUACUGGUUUUUCUGUCUUGUGGUUCCUGAUGUCAGAUUUAUGUCCAUUUAUCCCUUGGCGUAGGGUUUGGCCUGUUUGUCCAAUAUAGAGAGCUGAAGGGCACUGUUGGCAUUUGAUGGCAUACACAAUGUUAGAAGAUGAGCAAUUAAAUAGUCCUGAGAUGGUAUGUUGGAUGUUGUUGGGGCCAGUAAUGAUGUUGUCCAAGUGUAUGUGGCAGCAAAGUUGGCAUCUGGGUUUAUUGCAGGCUCUGGUACCAGUGUCCAUGUUAAGUCUGGUGGUUGUAUUAUUGUGGGUGAGGAGUUGUUUAAGAUUGGGUGGCUGUCUGUAGGCAAUGAAAGGUCUUCCUCCCAGAGCUUGAGAAAGGGAGCUGUCAUUGUCAUUCCACCCCUCUCCUCUCCUCCCCCAACGCUCCCCAGAAUUGGCUCGGGGGGGGGGGGUCGGGAGAACACCCUGUGGGGAUCGUUCUACCUAGCAAGCUGCAAUGCUUACCGUGACAGGACAAUCACCAUAACAUGUUGUUUAAUUCUACCUAAAGCUUUUCAUUCUCAUCACACAAACACUAGAUUAUUAUAUCGUUCACUUUGGCAAAACGUAGUACGGGUUUUGUUCAUUAAAAAGUUUUGAUUGUUAAAUGAAUUCUUUUGCCAGCCUGAUAGGAGGUUUGAAACUCAUGUUGAGGUUCAACAUGAAAGUCAGGUUGGUUUAUGUAAGAUCUCUUCACUCAGCUCUGUAGGUGGGGCAGCCCCAUUCCUAAAGGGGAGUGUUAUGUAAGUUAAUACAGGGAGUUUGCUAACCUGACCUUUACAUAGCUAAUUAUGCAAGUUAACAGAAAAUUUAGUAUGAACACCAGGAAUUAAAUGACAGGCAUAUGUUUUGUUUUCCCAGGAUGUUAGGGAUACAGUGAACAAGGGGGAUACCAAAAGGUGUAAAGCAAACAAAUUAGUUUAUGCUGUAAUUUAGAGAUUAAAAAUUAGUGUGGAGUGAGGAGGUAUCUCAAAAAAAAUUUUAAUAUUGUAUUGCAACACCAAUACAAACAAGAAACAAAAACAGGUUUAAAAGCAAAGUAAGAGUGUGUUACAAUGCAACCAUAGUCAAGCAUUUAGGGAGAGUGAUGCUGAGAAAAAUAUGCAGAACUUUUUUGUUGAAGUCAGUGAGAUAGAGUCCUUAACUUUGUAAAAUAUUUACCAUACUACAUUGUAGAUGUCAUUUUAUAAACUUAUAAAAAUACUUUGUAUACAUGUGAACUUUCUCAAUGGUAGGUUCACAGUUCACCUUUUCAGCAAUGAGCACCCAGUCCUCCUGUGCUCAUCAUAAUAACUGCAGAAUAAACAAAUUCUUACUUUUUACUGCAGGCAUGCUUCCUUAUUGCUGUCUGACUAGAGAACACAACUUACCGAUAAACUGAACAGCAGAGCAAAAGGAGAAUCUGAGGUAGACUAGCCCAUAAUAAAUACAAAGUUCUAAUAUUUAACUCUUCAAGAAUCAGUACAGAAUCGCUUAAGUGAUUACAGGACGAUUGUGAUAAUGAAAAACCCACCCUCAGUCAGGGAAAGUCUUGAGUGAGCAGAAUUUGGGGGGCUCUCCCAGAUGAGGCUUUUGUUGCGCACUUGUCCUGACUUGUUCACUGAAUUUUUCAGAGGUUGUAUUCAUAAAUUGCUCCUGUUCUAGAAGCAAGCUAUCAUUCUUAAAAGGGAGGCUGUCAUGUCACACACAAACACAAUUUCCCCCAAAUCCAGAGAGUGGGGGAACACAGCUUGAGAGGGGAGGUGGUGCAUCAGUUUGCCCCACUGGCUACAGGGGUGUCCUCAUUUGACAGCUGUUAUAUGAGUAUAGUCCUAGUCUGUUUACCAAAGAGAUAGGAAGGAGGUGUGUGUGUGUCAUGAAUAUUACAAAGGAAAGGCAGGAAUUGGGACUAGCAGUAAUGUAGCAGAAGGAAGACAAGUUAUGGGGUUUAGAUGAAGUGAGAUCACUACAGAAAUCCUCGAUUCCUGCCUCUGAUUGGGUUAAAUAUUUCUCCCAACGUAUUUGGUGGGCAAUCUGGGCAAUCACAUUUACCAGCAGUGUGUAAGGAUUUCUCAAACCUACCUGAAUAUGACAACCAGCCUCCUAUAAUAAGAUAAAGGCCCGGUUUCCUGCUUGAAAUAAAAUAAAGCUCCUGGAGAAGAUAAAAGCUUCCACCUGAGCUCUAUAAGGAAUAUGCAGAAUGGUGGGUGCCUAUCCUGACUGGCUUAUUUACCACUAUAAAUAACAUUGGCCAAAUGCCCUCUGGGUGGAAAUUGACUAUCAGUUUCCCGAUUUACAAGAAAAGGAGGUCGGAAUGCUCAACAAACUAUCAGCCAAUUAGCUUGUUAGACAUCUCUGCAAAGGUAUAUUCCCGGUAUCUCCUUCAAAAAUUGUCAGACUGGUUGCAAAGUAACAACAUUAUUCAUGAAGAAUAAGCAGGGUUCAGAGGAAGACACAGUGCAAUUGAUCAGUGCUUUACUCUGAACCAUAUUGUAAGGAAAUAUACAUUGAGAUUGAUCUUUCUGCUGCAUUCGACUCUUAAUUGAAAUAGGCUGUAGGAGAAAUUUCAAUUUGCCAACGUUGGCUGCAGACUUCUGCUAUUGAUCCAAGAACUAUACAGUAACACAGAAAGGAGGGUCAGAGUAGGUUUAAAUGAUGGUAUGACCGAUGCUUUUAAGACUUCGAGAGGAAUGAAGCAAGUUUGCAUUCUGGCUCCCACUAUUUUUAACUUUUAUAGUAAUGAUUUGGUGUCAUAUUUAGCCAAUGCAACCCCCCCCCCCGCUCCAGUAAUUAUGAACAGAAAGAUCUCCAGUCUUGAUACAUAUGGUUUUAGUGCUUCCCUCUUUCUUGAUUGGGCCUCAGAAAUCUCGUGGAGGUGUUCAGCACAUACAGUAAACAGGAAAUCCUAUCUAUAAAUUAAGACCAAGAUUAUUGGUGGUAUUUAGAUCAGAAAACUAUAGAGCAGACUCGUUCAUUUAGAUACCUGGAUCUACCCUUUAGCGAAGGCUUCUCUUGGAAAGUGUCGUAUGGAGGCAGUGCAAGUCAAAGCACACAAACCAUAGGUGCAUUGAUUAAGUUCAGUUACAGUAAAAGAGGGCAGCUGAUGGAACCUGCCCUAAAGAUAACAAAGUGCUUGCUCAAAUGCUUUUUGCCAUUGCAUUGAAAUCUGUGGCACUGAUUCACACGCCAAUAAGGUUUUGGAAACCCUGCAAAAUAUCCCCCCUCCAGAAGCUAUACUCUCUACCAUCAGGAAUAUCAGCAGCUCUUCUCUGGAAAGCAGCUUAUCAAGAUGUUUCAGUCUAUUAUUAUUUUCCAGAACUGAGCUCUGCUUUAACCUUGGCGAUUGACUCAAAGGACCUGCAACUAAUAAGAAACACCAAAUUUUCCCCUUGGUAUCCACGCUUGAGAACACAGCAUUUUAAAGCUAGUUUUUCGACCAAACUCUCACCAGCUUCCUCAGGAAUUGCCUUUAUUGAGCUGUAUGUGAUGCCCACUGCAGUCUUGGAUGGCCAGCUCAAGGAAAUCAGCCCGUAUUUUUGGUCAACCUCAGAUGGAAGACAUCACUAAAACAAUAAACUUAUGAACUUAAAGCCAAACAAUAUGCUAGAACAACAGAUUUGUUCCGAAACUCAGCUUUUAGCAACGUUUUAGGCUGUUGCAGCAAAACCUACAUAAGUUUACUAAGUCUUAUGCUACGUUAAAGACUAACAGAUUUAUUGUGGUGUAAACUUUCAUGGACUACUAGAGCCCACUCUGUCAACUGCAGGAUGAAGCACACAAAAGCUUAUGCCAUAAUGAGUAUUUCAAAUGUCUGACAGGAUACCAGCACAUGCUGUACUGUCACAAACAGACUGAAGUCCAGGAAAACUUUUAUUCACACAAGGAAUAUGUUUCUGUGCACUCGUACCAAUUGUUCAGGAGCAAAUCUCGCCAAAUUCAGUGGGACAUAACUUCCCUUAUGGUCUACUUUUGGUCAUACUGCACAGUGCACAGGCUCUAAAACUGAGAAUUAAUUAUCCCCGCAUGGUCUCUUACUGAUCUUCAGUGUAUGUUUUGACUUGGGAAUCUUCAGUAACAUUCAGUUUGCUGGAGUGAAAGGAUAGUGUUAGGCAGCUUUGUAAAUAGGCCCACCAAACCCCAAAACAAAUCAUUACUAUCCUGUUGUGCUGGAGGCUGGCAGAGGAGGGACAAGAAGAUUACUGCAUUUCUGUCCUGGAUGUGAAAGGAGGGGACUGCCCUCCUCUGGCAGCCCACUUGGUUUCUGUGCUGUGCACAGAAGGAGGGACAGAAUGAGCCACCCAUUCAUUUUCUCCCAGUCUUAUCACUUACCUGUUUGCAUUUCUUGUGGUCCUUGGGCUGCAGCCAUUGCUCUUUCUGAUUCUGCUGCUUUAAAAGCAACCUGACACACAGAUAAAGCAUCACAGCAAGAGAAAAAGUGAUGUGGAAAUGCGUCACUUUCUUAAUUUCUUCAUCUCAGCUGCUGCUAAAAGCAUAGGAGCAAGACUAGGAAAAGGUGGUAGCAAAAUGAGCAUGAAGAAGGGUUUAGUACAGGCACCCCCAAACUGCGGCCCUCCAGAUGUUUUGGCCUACAACUCCCAUGAUCCCUAGCUAACAGGACCAGUGGUCGGGGAAGAUGGGAAUUGUAGUCCAAAACAUCUGGAGGGCCGAAGUUUGGGGAUGCCUGGUUUAGUAGCUGUUGGCAAGUAAUUUGUGACAACCCUGCUUGCUGAGUAACUGACACUGGGUAGCAAGAGGUUAGAAUUUCCUCCCCUGUUUGCAGUAUUCCAUAGGAUUAGGGCCAAAUUCUAAAUGCUGUAACUGUAAUACUAAGCAUUCUUGCUUGGAAGUGAAUAAUUAAACAAUUGGAACUUUCUUUUAAAUAAACACACUCAUUCUAAGGUGAUUUCCAAAUCCUAGAAAUCUGAGUCUGGAUAUGCUAUGCAGGGCAUGCUAGAAAUUGGCAAGUGACAUUGCCUGAGAAGUUGACUCACCAUAGCACAGCCUUGCCCAACCAGCCCUCCAGAUACUUUGGACUACAAGUUCCACCAGUGCAGCUGGGGUAGAUGGGAGUUGUAGUCCAAAACAGCUGGAGGGCACCAGGUUGGGGAGGGGCUCCAUAGUUGGUGGGUAACGAGUGUAGUCAAACGGGACCAUAUGGUUCCUUUUCCUGACUUAUGUCAAGAAACGAGAAAUUCACUUUAAACCACCAAUACCCAUAACGUUCUCUUGAGAAUCAAAGGGACAAGUAUUACUCAGGUGUUUGGGAAAGUUAAUGCACAUGUGUUUGCUGUACGAGGGGCGGGGGGGGCGGAGGGCAAAAUGAACCCUGGCUGUGAAGCUGAUUUUUUUAAAAUUAACAAGUUUAAAUAUAUAUUUAAGGUAGCAAUCCUAUUCACAAUUACUUUACAAUACAUUCCAUUGAACUGAACUGAAUUGAAUAGAUUUGAAGAACAAAACGCCAGCAUUUAUUCCCAAUAAAGAUUGUGUAGUUUUAGCUUUACUCCUUACUGCUGAGUGUAAAAGCAUUAUAUUUCCUUCAAAUCUGGGCUGAAUUCUACAGGCUAAGGGAGAGUGCUUUGUUCUGCCAAAGUUUCAAAAUCUGGGAGAGAAGCAAGGAUUCCCCCUUGUAACUUUUAAAUGUGAAGCAGCAAGAACAGGGACAUUAUGGCACAGCAGCCUGUCAUAGUAGUCUUCCUGCCAACCUAGCAGUUCGAAAGCAUAUCCAAGCGAGUAGAUAAAUAGGUACUGCUGUGUUGGGAAGGUAAACGGAGUUUCUGUGCGCUCUGGCACUCGUUAUGGUGGCCACAUGACCUGGAAAGCUGUCUAUGGACAAACGCCGGCUCCCUUGGCCUGAAAGCGGAGAUGAGCGCUGCACCCUAUAGUCGAAUUUGACUGGACUUUACCAUUUAGAAGUCCUUUACCUUAGGAGUCUCAUCACAUGCUUUGCUGUGUUCUCAGCCUUAAGGAACAAUGACAGCUGAAAGGGCACGUUGUGUAUAAGUGGUUUCACUAUACAAAUAAUGCAAGAGUAAUAGAGGACUGUUAUUUAGUGCCAUGAGCAAAUGUCAAGGCAAGAGAAGUUUUCCAUUGCUUCUUUCUCAACUUUUUGUAGCAUGUGCAAGGGGCAGCUCUUAGGAAAUGCCUCAUAUUUAUAGUAGAAUUAGCAAACAAAUUGUAUAAUGCACAAAUUCGGCUGCCCAGAUUUGAGUGACAAAAACAUUUUCGUUGCUGUAUGUAGGAGCUAAAUGCAAAGUUAAAGGAAUCCCUAAUUACUUGCUGUGGAAAGUGACUGCUUGAAAGAAAUGCUAAUGCAGGGUAACUGCCACAUAAUCUGCCUGCCCAAUUUUAACAGACUUCUGAAAAGUUUUGGCCUCAUGGCAGGUGUGUGGGAUACCUAGAUAUCAUCAGAUUACUUUCUCUUGAUAUCCUAUCAAAACUAAGAGCUAUAGAUUAAACCAAGAAGCAUGAGUCAUUUUUGCUCUGCACAAAACGUAUGAAUAUACAGUUGCAGAUUGGAAUGGUUGCUGAGCCUUGCAGUGAGAUUUGGAUACUUUUGACUAUUAAGAAUUACUGUUGCUUGAAAAAGCAAUCUUUUUAAAGUUUACUCGCAUCAUAUAGAGAGAAUGACUAACAGGGACCUAAAAUGCGUUUUACACUUGUGAUUGAACAGAGUGCUUGUUGCAGAUACUGUAUAGGAAGAUAAGAGACCUUGGGUACAAUUGUAUUUUAGAACUCUGAUCAGUUAUUCAUUGAGCAUCUAUUCACCCGAUCAGUGAGUGCUGGCAAGUAGUUAAAAGAAAAAGAAUUCCUGUUGUUCCAUUAUUAGCCAUCAGUAGAGCUCUGCUAUUGCUUCACAGACCCGCCUUUUGUUAUCUUUUGUCUCAUUAGUCUGCUUCUGACUGUUUUUUUAUUGGACAAAAUUUUCUAAACUGAGCUUUAGAUUGCACGAAAUGGAAAAUGUUCUGUUCUUCCAGUUUUGAUCUUCUGUGUACAGUUGACAAGCAGGAAGCAGAUUGAACCAACGUGCAUUUUGUUUGCACUCAGGCUCAGGCUGUUUUAAAAUAGAGCAAAAGUAGCCUGAGCAGCUUUUAUCCUUGACACAUCAUUUAAGGUUAGCUGCUUCCUAUUUUUUUGCAUGUUUAUAUACAAGUGGUGGUGCCUUUAUAUAAAUGCUUGCUGCUUGUUGUGGGAUACAGCAGAUGCAGGAAAAGUCCAUGGAGCCAAAGCAUAUAAUUUUAGUAUGAACCAUUGACUUGCUGACACUUAGAUUUCACCCAUGUGCCACAGAGUUUGUGUUGGGAAUUACCAAGUGCCACAUGGUAGCCAUUUCGGCACCAUUUUCAGUUCUUGCAUUUUCCACAUUCAGAUUGGCCACAACUAACAAUAACACCAGUACAGUGGUGCCUCGGGUUACGUACCUGAUUCGUUCCGGGGUGCGGUACGUAACCCGAAAAGUACAUAACCCAAACAACCACGGAAGCGCGCUUCUGCGCAUGCGCAAACUGCGCAGAACACUUCUGCACAUGCGCACGCGGCGAACCCGGAAGUAAACGCUUCCGGGUCCGCCAAGUACGUAUCCCGAAAAGUACGCAACCCGAAGCAUACGCAACCCGAGGUACGACUGUACAAGUUUUCUGACUCGGUAAUCUCCCCAUAAGUGAAACUCUUUCUCUUUCUCCCCCUUCCUCUUCCCUUAGUGCUGUGUGGUGAAUUGGAUAUUUUGGGGGACUUGGCUCCACUGAGUGAGAGGGUUCUAGAUGGCUUGUUGUUUGGGCGUAAGAAGCUGACACAGGACUGGUUAUGGCCAAAAAGAAUUGGCUGGAGCUUUGAGGGUCGGGUCUGGUCUGGUGUCCAAGUAGUGCUUGGGGUCUGGGGUGCCCCAUGAUUUCUUCAUUUAGAUCUUGAAGGUCAGGCUAGGUAGUUGGGAGGGAGGGUGAGUCCUCAUUUAAAACACCUGGUUUCUUUGUCAACAGCCCCCAUUUGCUAUGGAAUCCUUUUUCAAAAGGCACUUCAGGAAGAAGCCUGCAGCACUAGGGCCCCGACGCACCAGUGUGGUGGCCCUGCCAGCCAGCAAAGCAAGGCGGCGCUCUGUGGUGGGCCAGCCCUCUGCCACCCUAGCGCAACACCGCCGCAAAUCCUGCUCUCAGCUGCACGGGCUGUCUUGCUUGGGCUCCCGGCACAAACACAGGGCGAGUUCCAGCAGGAGGCGAUCCAGCACCACGACCCCUCGCCUGAGUCCUCGGUUUUCCGUCCAGAAGAAGCGCGGGGGGCGAGUACACACCAUAGAUACUCAUCUCAUAGGGCCCUCCUUGCUGCUGGCCAGCCUCAUCCAGGUGUAUGAGGCGGAAGAAAGGAGGCAGUCGCCUUGCACUGAGAGCUCCAGCUCAGAGUCCCCCAAGGAGGGGCUUGAGGAGAGCGACUGGAGUGAGGAAGCUGCCUCUUCAGGCUCUGAAGGGUCUGGCCUGAGAACAGAGCAGGAGAGGAAAGAGCUGCAAGCCGAGCUUUCGCGGUGUCCCGGUCCUGCCACACAGCACCCUGCCGACCUGAGGUUUCUCCUGCGAGACCCUCAUUACUUGCGCCGCAGGUCCUCCCACCUCCUCCCAGCAGAGUUUGUGCACAGCAGAGCAGCCUACGGGCUACAAGGCAGCUACAGAUGCUUGAGCCAGAGGCGGCGCUCAAGUGAAACCCUCAAGCCAGGUGCUUUGCUCCAGUCAUGCAGGACGCGAAGGGCUGCCAGGAGGUGGAAGGUUCCUCUUGGGACCAGUUGGCUGGCGUUGACUACCCAUAAAUGCCUUGGAAUGGAUCCUGUCUACAAUGGCUGCGGCAGCAACUCCCCUGAAGGUUGCAGAGCCCUACUGCCAAAAGCUAUUGCCAAGUCUGGUCUCCAGCACCUGGUAGCCCAGCCAACCCCCCCACUAGCCCUGAGAAGCGAUUCAGACAGGGAGAUCCGCAGUACUGUCGACUGGGGCGAGGCUGCAGUUUACGGGGAGCACAUUUGGUUUGAAACCAAUGUCUCUGGGGACUUCUGCUAUGUGGGGGAACAAAACUGUGUUGCAAAAAUGCUGCAAAAACCUCUCUCCAAGCGCAAGUGUGCUGCCUGCAAGAUUGUAGUCCACACGCCCUGCAUAGAACAGCUAGAGAAAAUAAAUUUCCGAUGCAAGCCUUCCUUCAGGGAAUCUGGAUCAAGAAAUGUCCGAGAGCCUACAGUUGUGCGGCAUCAUUGGGUACACCGGAGACGUCAGGAAGGGAAAUGUCGACAGUGUGGAAAGGGUUUCCAGCAAAAAUUUGCCUUUCACAGCAAGGAGAUUGUAGCCAUCAGCUGUUCCUGGUGUAAGCAAGCAUAUCACAGUAAAGUUUCAUGCUUCAUGCUGCAGCACAUUGAGGAGCCCUGCUCACUAGGGGCACAUGCCGCUGUUGUCAUCCCCCCCACUUGGAUCCUACGGGUCCGGCAUCCACAAAACCCGCUAAAGUCAAGUAAGAAGAAAAAGAGGACAUCGUUCAGGAGGAAAUCCAGCAAGAAGGGUCCUGAGGAAGGGCGAUGGAAACCCUUCGUCAUCAAGCCUGUCCCAGCACCUCUCAUGAAGCCGCUGCUUGUGUUUGUGAACCCCAAAAGUGGUGGGAAUCAGGGAACAAAAAUUAUCCAGUCAUUUAUGUGGUACCUCAACCCUCGACAAGUUUUUGAUCUCAGCCAGGGAGGCCCCAAAGAAGCGUUGGAGAUGUAUCGCAAAGUGCACAACCUACGAAUUCUGGCAUGUGGGGGAGAUGGUACGGUGGGGUGGAUCCUCUCCAUCUUGGACCAGUUGCGCCUGAACCCUCCACCGCCUGUAGCCAUUCUUCCCCUGGGGACCGGAAAUGACCUGGCAAGGACGUUGAACUGGGGUGGGGGUUACACGGAUGAGCCCUUGUCAAAGAUCCUGUCGCAUGUAGAAGAGGGGGAGAUUGUGCAGCUGGACCGCUGGAGUCUGCAGGUGGAGCCAAAUCCCGAGGCAAACGCUGAAGAGAAGGAUGAGACGGCGGCAGACAAGCUCCCUCUUGAUGUCUUCAACAAUUAUUUCAGCCUUGGUUUUGAUGCCCGGGUGACACUGGAAUUCCACGAGUCCCGAGAGGCCAAUCCAGAGAAAUUUAACAGCCGAUUUCGGAAUAAAAUGUUCUAUGCUGGGACUGCAUUUUCCGAUUUCCUCAUGGGGAGCUCCAGAGACUUAGCGAAACACAUCAAAGUGGUGUGUGAUGGGACAGACCUGACCCCCAAAAUCCAAGAUCUGAAGCCACAAUGCCUCGUCUUCCUAAACAUUCCAAGGUACUGCGCAGGCACCAUGCCUUGGGGCAACCCCGGGGAGCACCAUGACUUUGAACCCCAGCGCCAUGAUGACGGCUGCCUUGAGGUCAUCGGCUUCACCAUGACAUCCCUGGCAGCGCUGCAGGUGGGCGGCCACGGAGAGCGGUUGCACCAGUGCCGGGAGGUGCUGUUGACCACGUCCAAGGCCAUCCCCAUGCAAGUGGACGGAGAGCCCUGCAAGCUGGGGGCUUCCUGCAUUCGCAUAUCCCUGCGCAACCAGGCCAACAUGGUGCAGAAGACCAAGAGGCGCAACUCCAUGCCUCUGCUUAAUGAUCAGCAGCCCAUUCCAGAACGGCUAAGAAUCCGCGUAAGCCGAAUUGGCAUGCAUGACUACGAAGCACUUCACUACGACAAGGAGAAGCUCAAGGAGGCCUCUGUGCCCUUGGGAAUUAUCGUUGUGCCAGGAGACAGUGACUUGGAGACUUGCCGGACCCACAUUGAGAGGCUUCAGGAGGAAGGAGACGGAGCCAAACCAAAGACAUUGUCAUGCCAGAAACUAUCCCCCAAGUGGUGCUUCCUAGACUCAACUACAGCCGAUCGGUUUUACAGAAUAGACCGUGCGCAGGAACAUCUCAAUUAUGUGACGGAGAUCUCUCAGGAUGAGCUUUUUGUGUUGGACCCAGAGCUGGUGCGCACCCAGACAGUGGGCACAUCUCCUGCCAUGCCUGACCUUGUUGAUGUGCCCUCAACACCGAUAAGGCAAAAUGUUGCUCUCCCAGGUUCACCAACAUCCACACCAGUCUCCAGCUCAGAAAUGGGGAGCUGCAAUUCCCUCAAAGAUGAUGCUUUGAUAGAUGCUGCCAAGAAUAACGAUUUCCACAAGUUCAAAGAACUGCACAAGGCUGGAAGGGAUUUGAUGAUGCGCGAUCAGACAGGCCAAACUGUUCUACAUCAUGCCGUCAAAUCAGGGAGCAAGGAGAUUGUCAAAUACAUAAUUGAAAAUGCUCCUGUAGAGAUCCUGGAUGUCGCAGAAGAAGAAAACGGUGAGACCAGUUUGCACCAGGCUGCAGCCCUCCGUCAGCGUACCAUCUGCCAUUACAUUGUGGAGGCUGGAGCUUCACUGAUGAAAACUGAUCUGCAGGGAGACACACCCAAGCACAGAGCCGAGAAGGCAAAUGACCCUGACCUGGCUGCCUACCUCGAAAACCGUCAGCACUACCAGAUGAUCCAGCGGGAGGACCAGGAGACAGCCGUGUAGUGCUCAGAGCAUGCCUUAUCCCUGCCUUGGGGAACAGGAGUAGAGUGGCACAGGAGCCUGGCCAGCCUUUCCUUGAAUAUCCAGCAUGGAGAGUACUGGGGGCUUUGUUUGGGCUUGGCCAUGGCACUGUUAUUUGUGUAGUGGGUGUUGAGCAGCGCUGACUCCACAUUCCCCACCACCACAUUCCAUGGAUGGGCUCUGCUGCCUAAUGCUCCCUUCCUGUCUGCCUCCAGCUCCUACAGAGGGCCCUGCUGCUCCCUUGAAGCACUGGGAAGGAAGACCUUGGUCUCUUCCGACCAUUGUCGGAGCCCCUCUUGGGGUGCCCUGCCACCUGGCAUGCGAGGUCUCCAAGGGGCAGAGUUCCUCCUGUUUUAGAGUGCCCACACUUUCUCCAGCAACGGGUCCUGCCUUUCUCAAUAGUGUGACCAAGAGCUGCGCCCAUUGCCCUGGUGAUAAUACCCUGUUACUGGAAAGUUGCUGCCACAGUUCUUGAGACGAGGCAGAACAUAGGGAUGGAAAUGCUGGCGGUGUAUUGCACCCCUGUCUGUGCCAUCCACACACCACUGGGUUCCGUUGCUGGUGUGAACCUUGGGUGGCAGCCGCAGUGGCAAGCAGCCAGACUACUCACAAAAAUAGUCAUGGGCCAGUCUUGCAGCCUCAGCACAACGUAUCCUCCCCUGCUGCCCUUUCCCCACUCCCCUUGCCCUUUAGCCCUGUAAGGGGUGCCUAUGUAACAGGAUGAAAGUGCCUGGUAUGUCCAGGGAGGACCACACCACAGGCAUUCAUCUCUCCUUGCUCCAAGCUGACUUUUGAGUCUGCUGCACUAGAAAUUUUGAAGAAGAAGAAAGUGCCUCCUUCCAAUCUUUCCUACUUUUUUGUUUGGUUGGGGGGAUUUUUUUGCCUCCAUUCUUACAUGCUGCUUUCUCUCUCCCUUUUACAUUCCGUGAUGGAGGAGAUAGCAACAUGUUGUGAAUGUGUGUGGAACGUGUUAAGGUUUGCUGAGAGGGGCGCUCAAAGCCCACCCUGAAUUGGCCAUCAGCUCUUAUCACCAGUAGGAACUAAGGGCUUUUGCUAUAGGGUUCCCUUUUCAGUAUAGGGCGAUAGCCGUAACUAUAUCAUACAUUGCAGUAUAGAGAAGCGAGUGCAUCAGCCAGUGGUAAUAGCACACUAUCCAUUUGUCGAGGGACCAGUCCCUAGUGGUAAGGGAUGGAACUGUCCCCCUCCCCAGUUCCUUUUCUGAACAAGAAUAGUCUUCACAAUUUAUUCCUUGAUCCAGCCUAGGCAUACACAUGCACACCUUCAACUUCCCCUGCAGUCCCACUGCCAAGACUUACCCUGAAUUAUUGUAGUUUGGUAUCCAUACCCUUCAUGGUAUUCAGGAAUCUUCAGCACUAUUGCAAGCUGAUCUGGGUUUUUUACCCCAAACAAUUUAUUUAUCCAGGUCUCUCCAGCAUAUCUAUCUAUAUGCACAAAAAGGCAGUCACCUAAUGUUGAAGGAACUCAUUCCUCAACAUGCUCUGGCAAUGGAUACUGGGAGUCUUGCUUCCAGCCUUGUGGUUUCUCCAGAGUCUUCUGGAUCAGUUGCAUUUAACCAGUUGCAUGUCUCUAGCUGCAAUAAAGCUAAUUUGUCAUCUGUGAAAUACAUUGAGCAGGUAGCCAGGAGUGGGAGCAAGAACAACAGAGACACCCAGCGGACUUUUAGUAGGGCAGUUUGCAAUCCUAUAAACGCAGUCCUGUCAGAAGGUUAGGGAGCUGAGAGCUCUGCUUAGUCUAAGGAAAAGCAGGCUAGCAGUGGAUAAAAUUUGUUUCAUGUAAGUUUAAAUCUCCAGUUUCCAGCAAGAACACUUAGCCUCAGUGAGGCUGCAAGCUGUGUUCUGAAACAGUUUAGAAGACUAAUGGUUUUCUAUGGGAUAAUGACAACAUUGGAAGGCAGGAGAGCACUGAGCAAUAGGGGUUUGCAAACGAAGCAUUUGCUCAGUGUCUCUCUCCCCUUCUCUUUUUUUGCAUUGGUGCAUCUUAAGAGGGCAUAAGAGUCAUGGACAAGCUGGUGGGUAAAGGAAGUCUGCACACAAACCUAAUCUUUGUUUACUAUAGAUGCAAGGGGUUUGAAUUUGGGGGGAAAGAACUGCAAAGGCCUUUUAUGUUUCGGAAGACUCAGGAAGGUGAGGAGCUUGCUACGUCUCUCCAGCUAUCCUCUGUUAGGAAAUAACUUGCAUCUGCCUGGAAAACUAUCCUCCUCCAAGACUGACUUUCCUAACUUUCUGUACCUCAUGCUCCUAUCUAUGAUUAGAAGCAUUGGCAAUCCUCAACAGCUCCUGAGACUUCAGAACAUGCCUGUAUGUCUGUUUGAAUCCACCUUCCCAUCUAGAUGUGGCCACACCCAAACACAGCACUCUGGGCCCAGUUCCCAGGUGAACCGUGGACUUGGCCUAAACCAGAUACUCUUACAUCUGUGGCACACACUAUAUUUCCCUGCCUUCCUCUCCAGAGCUAUGGCAAAACACCCAAGACACUUCUGGCAAUUAGUGCCAGGGUGCAGCCAUGCUUCCUGCCUGGAUCAGCCGUGUCUUUUGGCCAAGCCAGUAAUGGAUCUUGCAGGUGAGGUGGAAGAGAAGUGUGACACCGCAGAAAGUCACACAGGGCCCUCCCCCCUCCAAGCUACGUCAGGGCUCAUGCUUUGGUCGUCUUAAAUUGUGAAAAGUGGUCUUCUAUAGCUGGAUGUACAGGAGAGCCCCCUGGAAGCAUUCAUAUCCCACAAGCCUGCCGUCUCCUUCUCUCCUUUUAUAUGUAUUCUUAAACUUUGUACAGGUAGUUCCAAAGCACACUGUUCCCCCCGUUUCCUCUGUAUGUGUGUUUGUGCACGCGUGCGUGUCCUAAGCCGAGUUGCUGUGCAAUUCAAAUCUUGGCUUGUUUUACUUCCAAGGGGGAGGAAUGUGUUUGAGGGUGGAUCUUCUUUUUUUCCUCCCCUGUGCAAUACCUACUUCCUGUCUCCUAGAUUCAGACUAUUAGGACACUUUUGAUGGACUGUAUUAUUAUUAUUUUUGUAACUGUAUUGGAAGCGUGUGCUUCCGUUGGCUUUUCUCUGACAGUUUAAAUGUUUUGUUGGGUUUUGCCAUUAAAAUAUAAGGAUGAACAUUUUA
Zootoca vivipara (common lizard) is the source of this 14966-nucleotide messenger RNA. The record is from RefSeq and is a predicted model, not a curated record. NCBI's taxonomy places the organism in Eukaryota, Metazoa, Chordata, Lepidosauria, Squamata, Lacertidae.